This is a messenger RNA of Scheffersomyces stipitis CBS 6054, 794 nucleotides long. RefSeq lists its product as uncharacterized. Lineage: Eukaryota; Fungi; Ascomycota; Pichiomycetes; Serinales; Debaryomycetaceae. Bases 50 to 718 code for a protein of 222 amino acids. The transcript has a single exon. The record is from RefSeq and is a predicted model, not a curated record.
AAUAUGUUCUUUUCCUUGCCCUCUCAAUCACAUUUUGUUCAAUAGCAAUAUGGCUCCACACACCAGACAAGCAACUGCCACUAUUGAAGACGACCAGGAUUUGCUAGUUCCAGUCCACGACCAUAAGAAAAGGCAUUUGGAUGUUAGAGAUGUUGUUGAGAUCAGAUCGUCUCCUUACUACGAUAAGAGCCACUGGUUGGAUUUGAAAACCCUUGAAGAGCCUUACAAAGUGCUCGCUUUGGCAUUACAGUCUUUCCAACCGGUUACGGAGAAGUAUGCUUUCGAUCCCUACCAGGAAGCGUUCAACAUCUCUGAAGUGAUCGAGCUUGCGAAGGAUUACUCCAAACAACUACAAGUGGAUUUUCCCAAAACUACACUUUACGUCAUUGCAUUCAGAUCAAUUUUGUACGCGGAAGUCCAAGCUUCCGCAGAGAAGAGACAGUUUCUAGCAAAAGUAGACAAUGAUUCCCAUAUAGAAGCCAACGUAUCUGGAGGGCUCUUGAAAUAUUGGUUUGGAACUCCAGACGAUGUUCACGGCCAGAAUCUUGCAACCUGUUGGUGGGUGAGCAAACAGCAUGCAAAAAAUGGGGGAGGUGGUGAAGCCCAUAGGCUGGGAAUGAAGGCUGUCCGACUGUGGUUCGAACACUGGCAGGUAGAGGAGUACGAGUUGAUCAUAGAAAAAGACAUAGCGUCAUACAACUUCAAUAGAGUGGCAUAGUUUAGAUAGGAACAAUUUUGCUGCAAGGAUUUUUCUCGCCGAAGAUAAGGCUAAAAAAUAAACGUAAAGUUCACGU